Molecule: messenger RNA, 6930 nt
Organism: Acanthaster planci (crown-of-thorns starfish)
Lineage: Eukaryota; Metazoa; Echinodermata; Asteroidea; Valvatida; Acanthasteridae
Product: polyunsaturated fatty acid 5-lipoxygenase-like
Biological process (GO): lipid oxidation
Molecular function (GO): metal ion binding; oxidoreductase activity, acting on single donors with incorporation of molecular oxygen, incorporation of two atoms of oxygen; protein binding
Source: RefSeq, a predicted model, not a curated record
AAUUUUAUCAUUCCUUGAACUCUGAAAGGUCUCGGCAUUCAUUUUAAAAGUGCUGAUAAGUGAUAUUUACAGAUCCUUGGGAGGGAGGGUAGCGAUCACGAUGAUUUUGAGGAAUAUUUAUUCAUAUUUCUCCCCCGAACGCGUGACCGUUUGUAAAAAAGUCUUGAAUGAAGGCUAACCUUUAGGUCGUGUCAUGGGUACCGUACCACAGGCGUCUCUGGUUUCCGGUUCGGAGCAAGCUCUGGGUCCAAUGUUAUGUGUGGUUUUCGCCGACAGUCAACUCGUUGCCUACUGAUAGGUCUAUCAAGAGACGAAUAAAUAUUGCUGAUUUACUGAUGGUCUUCGGAAAGUACCGGCCAAACCUACGGCAAUUUUCAACUUUAUCCCUAUAGGAAAAUCUUUCCCGUGGCCCGGUACACUUUUUUUCUAGCUUUACCGGUCUGUCUUCAAUUUUAGCGCCAAUCACAAACCGACAAUAAUCGUAUCCGCUGUAACCGAUACCACAAGUGAACCCACUCCAAGAUACUCUCAUCAGGAAAACUUUGAUAUCAUGCGUUGUUUGUACAAUUUGACUGCUGACAUUUUUCCACAAUCAUCGGCUGUAUUCUGUUCUGUGUUUGUAGACUUCAUUUCCUGGUCAUAUUAUCGUCCCGUUGACCUUCGAUGUCGGAAAUCCAUGUACACACCGCAGAAGUUUGGCAACUACAAACAGGCUGCUUCUUUGCCCUGUGAACGUCGUAUUCUCAAAAUGAAAGGCAAUUUCAAAAGCGGCCGUUCUAGUUUAAUUAAAUGAAGUAGAACUUUUGAAAAUUGGUUUACAACCAAAAUGUAUUGGAUUGGGGACCAUGUGCAUUAUGUGUGAUGGUAGAUGGACGGGGUACUGUAUUAUAUUAUGCUAUUUUCUACAAACAUUUUUUCAAAGUACAUCGUUUUGCUCGUAAAACGCUAGGUCGUCGUGCAUCGCCAUCUAUUUUAUUUGAUCAUUGUAAGCAUACUUGGUGUCCAGAUCCACUUUGGAACUGAACAAUAAAUAUACUUACGGUCGUAAACAAGUACUUAUAUAUUGGUGUUCUAAGGGGACGGGUUUUUCGAGUAUCCCCUGUAAGCUUUGACUAUCCUUUUAUAAACGCUGGUUUAGGAGUUCGUGCUGAAGUACCCGUGGGAUCCAAUCGACUGUCUUUUGUUCAGAGGGAUUUCGUUAGGGGAGAUUCCGUUUGAACUGUUGAGGAUUCAAGAACGCAGAGGAGCCUGCAAGAUGUCCUGGUACCGCGUGGUUGUGAAGACGGGGGAUUUGGUGGGUACUGGCACCGAUGCAAACGUCUACCUUGCCCUCUACAACACCGCUAAUGUCCGAUCCGAAAGCUUCAAGAUGGACAACCAGUCGAAGAACGACUUUGAGCGGGGCCAGGUGGACUUGUUUGCGGUCAGGUUGAAGCGGGCGGGCUUCGGUAGCAUCUCCCGGGUCGAGGUUUGGCGGGACGCGGCUGGGACUUUUGACGCGUGGCAUCUGGAGAAGAUCGAGAUCCACGAUGCUGGAGGGCCCUAGAGAAAGGGCGGGAGGUCCCUGGCUGUCUUGCCCGUGCAUCAAUGGAUUCUUCCCAAAAAGAAGAUGCAGUUUACCCUGUUCGAUUGCUGUUUGCCACAGCGAGAUCCUUUGGCCAAGACUCAGAGGAAAGAGGAACUGAAAUAUUCAAGGAAGAGCUACAAAUUCAAGCCUCAAGCAUUUGGACUUCCUUCUCAGGUACCCAUUCUGAGUACCUUACACUAUAGGUGUUACAUUUACACCUGGUCCAUAUGUUCACUCAUACGAGUUAAACUCGUAAAGCUACUUCAAAAUUGUUUUAUUAGCUAAAGCUUACAGUGCGACCUUCUUUCACCCCAAGUGCGGAUUGACAUCAUCAAUUUUUUUGAGGGGGGAGGGUUUUCAGAAAAUUUCCUGUUCAAAUAUUGAAACAGAAAGAAAAAAAGAACGACCCAGGUCUAACAUCCGGCCUCGAGUUCACACAUCGGUCUGUAUAUGUAGUCUGUUAUUAGCUUAUAUCAUCAGAAGUCAUGUCCGUCACUGGAUGAAGUUAUAAUUCCGGCAGAUCUAUUUCCGAUACAUUGUAAAAGUCACCCAUUUCACCACCUUGGGAUUUCCCGACCAAAUUGUCGAUUUACACUUCCAAGAGCCAUGUUCCCUGCCAUGUUUAUUUCUGUUGGCUUGCUCUUUAGCGGCCAAAGGUUAUCUACUUCUGUCCUAUUAUUGCAGAAGAGAAAGUUGGAAAUAUUCCAAGCAAUAUAGCAUUUUCACUGUGUACAGCUCUACAUGGACAUAGAUCUGGAUUCCACGUCCCAUGGUCCCAUCAUGUCUCAGUUGCAGUUGGAUAUCCAAAUUUUUGUUCAAUAAUUCUGAACCCAAGGUGCUUGCAUGACGCGAGGAAGCCAACAGAAACGUCACUGUAUGGUGACAGUGCAAGUUACUUGGGGAUGGGGAUUUCGGUUGGACAGUCAUUGAUGACUGUCUCGUAAGCUCGUGUGGGAUCUGCAUAAUCGCAAAAGAAUCGAACACAUUCUCAAUCCCAGGGAAUACUAAAAUGGUUCAUUCGACUGGUGUGUUCCUCUUUAUUCGUUGAAGCACAAAGUAUAAAUACUUUUCUAAGGUGGAUAUUUAUCAUUCGCAACACAGAAAACUUCACAUCAAUAGACUGAAGCUCCUCAUUGUCUGUCAAACUCCACAUCUAUAAAAACACUUUUUGGCCGAUCUCCCUCGGCAAAUGAUCAGUCCCUGCGUCACCGCAUGUCCUGCUCAAAAAUUUGCAUAUUCAUAUGAAGGCGAAACGCACUCUUUUUCCUGUUCACUGAGGCAAGGUAGAAUCGUAUUGUUGAUACAAGGUCGCUGUAUUAAAAAAGAGGUCAAACUGGAAUUCGCACGGGCAGUGUACUCGGUGUGUGUUGGGUGUGAAGGGUCGUAUUGGCCACUCUGCUUACGUGCAGACUCUUGUUUCGGGCGUUGUCAUUGCCGAAGAGAACCACUCGCUGAAGUUUAGGACGGGGGCUUUGAACUUUAAUUGACGACGGCAGUUCUUCAUCAUGUCCCGUCUUCUGUGUUGUUGUGGUAAUGGGUCGUCUAACGAUGUCUCCGACGGUCAGGCUACUGCAAUGAAAGAAGCGUCAUCCGACGAUAACUUGGCCGGUGCUCACACCCACUACAAGAUCCUUGUGAAGACUGGCGAUCGCAAAGGCGCUGGUACAGAUGCUAACAUCUACAUCAUCCUGCACAACGAGAAUGGAGUCACUUCCAAGAAGAUCAAGCUGGAUCGGCUGUUCCACGAUGACUUCGAGAGAGGGAAAACCGAUGAGUUUAAGGCCAAACUCCCAGCUGACUUCGGCGCUGUACAUGAGAUCGAGCUCUGGCGGGACGAACACGGUGCCUUCGACCCGUGGUACCUGGAGAAAAUCGAUAUCUUCGAGACGCCCAAGGAUGCCCCAGAGAAGGGGCCGUACGAGUUCCCCGUCCACCGGUGGAUUCCGGCCAAGAAGAGUGUCAUUUUCCGUCAGUAUGACUCACUGUUGCCUCAGCAUGACCCACGCAAAGAUUCACAACGCAAGGAGGAGAUGGAGGAAAUAAGGGAGAUUUAUCAGUUCAGGAGCCAGGCCCCUGAAGCAGGGUUACCUUCUCAGGUGGCCGAGCUGCCAAGUGACGAGAAGUUCUCCUUCGAUUAUUUGUUUGACCUCGUCAAGAGAAAGGCUAACCUACUCCUGCAAAGCAAACUGUCCAAGACAUUUACGGGCAAGUGGCGCAACCUGGAUGAUCUCAAGAACGUCUACCACGGGGUGUUCCCUAAACCUGAUGGAAUGCGGAUGUGGCGUUCUGACAUCGAGUUCGGUCUGCAGCGACUGAUCAGAUGCAACCCUACCCAAAUUCGACUCUUCACGGAAGUCCCAGAGAAGUUUGGUGUGACCGAUGAAAUGGUUGGACCAUUCUUGGAAGGCAUGACAAUCCAGGAGGCUAUCGCGAAGAAGAAGCUGUACUACAUCGACUAUGAAAUUCUAAAAAACCUUCCCGUUAAACAGGGAACACCGGUUGUUUCACCGAUUGGACUGUUCUUUGUGGAUAAGAACAAGCAUCUCAUGCCUGUUGCUUUGCAGUUGGAGCAACAGAAAGGACCAGAUAACCCGGUCUUUCUGCCCAGCGACCCGGAGUACACCUGGCUCUUGGCCAAGAUGUGGUUCAACUUUGCCGACGCGUCGUACCACCAGUCUUGCACCCAUCUGGGCCUGACCCAUCUGGUGAUGGAAUCCGUGGCGGCUACCAUGCAUUGCGCCCUCUCUCCUUCACAUCCGCUCUUUCGGCUCCUGGCACCGCACUUCCUGUUUCUCAUGGCCAUCAACAGCCGUGGUCUUGCUCUUCUGAUCUCAGUCGAUGGCUGGGUGGAUAAGACUAUGAACAUCGGACGUGACGGGAUGUUUGAGCUGAUUGGCCGUGCCUUCAAGCGUUGGCGCCUGAAUGUGGAAGGUACCAUCAUCAACGAUUUGAAGGCACGCGAGGUCGAUGACACCAAUGCACUUCCAGACUACCACUAUCGAGAUGAUGGAGUGCUGAUUUACGAGGCGAUGGAGAAAUACGUCAGAGUUGUUGUGGAAUCACAUUACGAAACUCCUGAUAUGAUUACUGGGGACUAUGAACUCCAGGAAUGGGGGCGUUUGAUGGCCACGCCCCAGGAUAACGGAGGAGCUGGUGUUCAGGGUAUUCCGGCAGACGGCAAGUUCGCCAACGUUGAGGAUGUUAUCAGCACUGUUACGCCUAUCAUGUUCACCUGUAGCGUGUCACACUGCGUGGCCAACUUCUCCCAGUAUGACGACUACGCCUUCCCUCCUCAUUAUCCUGCUGGCAUGAGGAUGCCCCCGCCUACAGAUAAGUCCCCGCGUUCUGAGAAGGACAUCUUAGACAACUUACCUGAGAAGAAUGUGACGGUCGAUGUCAUGACAGUCACUCGUCUGCUCAGUGAGAAGGCCACCAAUAGUUUGGGUGACUUUGAAAUGCAGUACGGAUUCUGUCCUGUUGCUGUCAAGGCCCUGGAACAGUUCCGGAAGGACCUAAAGCAGAUUGAGGUCAUCAUCGAUGAGCGAAACAGACAUCGGGAGUUUCCUUAUGAUUACUGCCAUCCCAAGGAGGUCCCAAACGCUAUCAGUAUCUAACUACGAAUCCUCUAAACUCCAUGGAGUACAGGGAGAGGAGAUAAAAUGGGCAAGUUUGGAAAAACCCAGCUUACCAACGCUCUGGGAAUAAUUCUUCGGUUUCACGACGAAGUGACGUAUCGUGGAUAGUUUCCCCACCACGACAUUACUUCGUGGUGAACCCGACGAAUGUCUGAAAGAAUUGCCUUGUAUUUCAGAAAAGAAAAUGCUGAUAAAGAAUUACUCAAUGUUUCAGGAAAAAAAAUGAAUGCGCAAAAAUGAAAUAAUAUGCGCCAAGUCGUAACAACUUUGAGGUUAUUACGUAGAUAUGCAGUUUUUCGUUUUUUCCAAAUAAAGGUUGGAGGUUAAAGAAAUCAAUUUACUGUUUCAGAAAUUCGUAGAAAGUGCUAGUUUUUGCUUUUGCGGAGCGGUCAAGUACGCUUUUUAAAACGUAAAAGUACUAGACACUCUAUAGCUUUUCUGUUUAUUGGAUACCGUACCUUACUAUUAAGAUGACACCUGCUAUGCAGUAUUAAAUAGAACAUGUAGCGUGCUUACAUAUGUAUGGCUUUUUGGUUUCACUGUAUCUUAAUAAACUGUACCGAAUUGUUGCUUCUCAAAACUAUACGGUUUGAAGCUUAUGACGUGGGCAUUUUGUGUCGAGUUUACGCAAUAUUUUGUCACGUACCGUUGUCUUGUUGGGAGGUUGGUGGUGCCUUGCAUGGGUUUAGGUUUUAGGUUUACAUGUGAUAAGUAAUUCCAAAUACAUUGUACAGCUAAAUAUUUUGGAUUGCAAAGUACUCAUACUUCAUACUCAUUCAGUAUACACGUAUGUUUUCCUUCAUUUUGUAAAGAGGGCUGUGGUGGUUUUUUUUCUAACCAUUUAGUAAUUCAAUUAUUGGGUGUCAGUUCCUUGCGAGUCCCUUUAUACGCGGAGGUUAAUUAUGGUUUCGAACAUUUUUUGAGUCUGGGGCUGCAGGAAACGUAUUUUUCUAAAAGACUAUCAAGUAAACAAUAUUGUUAAGCUACUGUUAUUAUUAAGCGAUGGUUGUGAGGAUUCAGUAGUUUCCUUCGGCGAUGCACAGGCGGUGCAGAUGUCUGGAUCGCAUCACCGGUGAUGCGGCGCAUGAAUGACUGGCUGUAGUUGGUAAAAACCAGCCGGUGAUUACCGGCCCAGUAUACGGUCUAACCAAGUAGCACCUUCGCGGCAAGACUAAACAACCUGUACAGGAUCGAGACAUUAUGAAUGACUACAUGUUACUUUGCAUUGAGUUGUAUGAUCCAGGAUUUGUAAACAUUUGUAAUAAAUAAGUCGCCAACAAUUCUUUUGACGCAAGAGUCUAUAAACUUUUCGUUGUAAACGGAAUUACGUAUUUUGCUGCAACAAUUUUUCCCCUAUAAACAGGACUCUGCACUCGCACUCAGAAGCGAAGAUAAGUUUGUUAAAAGCGAAAUUUUGUUCCUGCCGAGUUAGUAAUAAUGAUAGUCCAUUGUACAUACAUGAUUUUACUCUUUCUUUGCAAGAAGCUAGCUGGUUAAAGUAUUUCUAUUAAUACUCGAAAAGCAACACACUCUUUGUCGUUUAUUUAACUUGUACACGUCGGUUGAAUAUAGAUUUAUGGCUAGUUUUAUUUCCGAAUGUCUAGUUUUUGUUGUCUUCACCUGGGUUUGGACGACUUUUGAACAUUUCAGAGUUCGUAACUGUUUAUAAUGCGGCUAUAAGUUUUGAAUGCAAAUAAACAUAGAGCAAUUAUUUUGGGUGUAGUUAAA